AUGUUGGAGAAUAUAGCUCGAAAUUUGAAAUUUAGACUAGAAGAAAUUAAAAACGUUUUCCUAAGUAAAUCACUAAAUAUCGCUGAUAAACUCAGUGAGGCUUCUGAAUAUUUGCUAACUUCAAUAGAGACCUAUUUGGACAUAUUGGAAACGAGCUUUGUGUUUGACUAUGGCAGCGCUUUGGAUCAAGAAAGGAUUAAACAAUGUAAAACUAGCAUACUAGAAAUCCUAAACAAACUUCUGAUUUUGCAAAACAACAAAUCCAAAAAAGUCGUGUAUCGUAAUUUGGAAGAUUUCCAAGGCACAAUUGAGUCACUAAUUGAAGAUGUGCAACCAUGUUGGCCGGACGUAUACAUAUGGGUCACCUCCAUAAAUAAAAAAUUGGGCUACCUUAGAAUACCUGCAAGAAAAAUCGUAUUUUCGCCUAUUGAAGAGGCAAUCGGGGAGGAUUGCGGAAAAGUGCGGCCUAUGCUUUUUCUGAUUGAAGGGAAAUCGGACAUCAUUUGCAAAAUAGAAGGGCUUCUUUGGAUAGGUUUGGAAAAGGAAAAAGACAAAUUCCUCCAAAUGAUACCAAAAGGAUUCAAAUACGAAGGGAAAAUGCUUAAGGCUGUCGAAAGUCACAUCUUUGAAAGUCACGCAUACAUUUUCGGAGGAAGCAUGGAUCCUGGUUUUGAUGCCAGCGGUUUGGCCGAUCCCUUCGUCCAAUGCUGUUUGGGACAAGAAAUGAAAGAGACUUUGAUAAAAUGGAGUGUAUGCGUGCCAAUAUGGGACGAGACCUUGUUCUUCCACAAUUUGGUGUUUUACGGAGCCAAGGAGCAUCUGAAAGAGUACCCUCCAACUUUUUUAGUACAAAUGUUCGACAAGGACCCCAUUCACAGUGUCACCAUAGAACUGAAAGAAAAGAAAAUCGCAGUACCGAUACCGGAUCACAUCAAACCGCUUAUGGAACCUUACAGAAUCGAAGUUCUCUUCUGGGGCGUGAGAAAUUUAAGAAAGGUUCACCUAAUAAGAAUAAACCGACCAAAAAUUAUCUUCCAUUUCGAAAAUAGUACCAUUACUUCUCAAGUUAUCGACAACGCGAAGAAAUUUCCGAAUUUCACCAACAACAUUUGCAGCUUAGACGUUAUUAUACCGAACCAAAGUGAAUACCCUGGCAUGGUGUGGCUCAAACUAUUCGACAGCAGAAAAUUUGGAGUGUACGUUUACUGUGGCAUAAGCCUCGACGAAACGACGCCAUUCUUACUCAAGCUUAUGACAAAAGACGAACGUUUGGCCCUACUUACCGGACUCAAGACAUCAUCGAGUGUUCCAACGUUGAGACAUAAUUCCAUAGAAGAAGUUGAGGUUGAAUCAAAAGAAGUUGAGAUUGAAUUAGAAAUGCCCAGUCCAAAGAAUGAAGUGCCUGAAAAAGUUAAAAAACCAAGUAGGUCAUGGGAAUUUGUUAAAAAGUGCUUGAGAUGUGUUUUGGGUUUCAAAAAAGUGAUAGAAAAGUCUGAUGAGAAAUCAAAAAGCGGUUAUACUUUGCUAGUAGAGGAAGCAGUAGAGAAGGAAGAAGACGAAUCUGAUCACGAUUGGUGGACGAAGUUUUAUGCUUCGGUUGAAAAAGGGCACGAUAACCAAAAUUUGAAUUCUAUACAAACUUUAAAGAUUUACCCAAACGAACUGGAAUGUCAGCCAGAGUUUAAUGGAUUCUCUGAUAUGCUUACCACUUUUGAAAUAUUUAAAGGCAAACAAAUCGGAGAUGAAAUCGUGGAUGAUCAAUUCAUUACUGCCAUCGUCAAAGGAUCAAUUAAAUUCUAUAAAUGGCCUCCAGAAGACGAGGAUAUAGACCAAUACGUAACUCCUCAAGGAAGUUUAGCAAAAGAUGGAGUGUUUAGUAAUAUUCCUGCGAAUACAAACUUAAAUUAUGUGUUGAGAAUUUAUUGCGUAAGAGGAAUCAAUCUAAGACCCAAAGAUCUGAAUGGAAAAUCCGACCCUUAUAUAGAAAUCAAGCUAGACGACAAAUUGCUGAACGACAGAGAAAAUUACAUCCCGCGCGACGUAAAUCCUACAUUUGGCAGGUGUUAUGAAUUCAACUGUUCCUUUCCGCAAACUACUUCGGUUACAAUCAGAGUAAAAGAUUACGAUAUGACAAGCAGGGACGAUUUGAUUGGCGAAACGAAAAUCGACUUGGAAAAUCGGUUUUAUACCAAACACAUCGCUAGCUGUGGCAUACCUAAAUGUUAUCGCACAAAAGGAUACUGUAAAUGGCGUGAUCAAAGGAAACCAUCCAAAAUCCUAAACAAACUAUGCAAAAUUUGGGGCCUAGAAGAUCCCGUAUACCAAGAAAACAGCAUAUCUAUCAACUUUAAAGAAUUCUUUCCAAAAUCUCUUAACCCCGAUCCAGAUAUUAACAAAGAAGUACUAGCGCUAAAAGCAUUACGUCACUGGCAAGAAAUGCCUUUGGUAGGCUUCCAAAUAGUUCCAGAACAUGUUGAAACGAGAUCGCUUUUCACUCCCGAUAAACCUGGCCUGGAGCAAGGGAAACUGCAACUUUGGAUUGAUAUAUUUCCUAAAUUAGACUAUCCAGUUGCACCUAAAGUUGAGAUAACACCCAGGAAACCAGUAUCGUACGAGCUGAGAGUUAUUAUUUGGAAUACUGAAGAUGUCGUCCUGCAAGAGGAUGAUUUAUUUACAGGAGAAAAAAAGUCUGAUAUUUAUGUCAAGGGCUGGCUUCACGAUUCCACCCAGGCCCAGAACACGGACGUUCAUUAUAGAUCGCUAACAGGCGAAGGAAAUUUCAAUUGGCGUUUUAUUUUUAAAUUCGAUUAUCUCGCGACUGAAAGUAAAAUGGUAAUCAAAAAGAAGGAUUCCAUAUUUGCAAGGGAAGAAACUACGCGAAAAAUGCCUUGCAUUUUGAAUUUGAGCGUUUGGGACAACGAUUCGUUUUCUGCUGACGAUUUUAUGGGUACGAUCCAGCUGGAACUAUCGAAAAUGCCCCGCGGAGCCUCAUCGUCCAAACUAUGCACCAUGGAAAUCAUGAAACCUUCAGCGAAAAACAAAAUAAACCUAUUUAAAACUGGCAGAACUAGAGGAUGGUGGCCUUUUUUAGCGAGAUUCGUAAAAGGUUCCAAUCUGGAAAUCGGGGGUAAACUGGAAGCUGAAUUGCAACUGGUUACUGUUGAAGAAGCUCAGAAAAAUAUUGUCGGAGAAGGAAGGCAAGGUCCUGAGGCUUUACCGCCACCAAAGAGACCAGACACGUCAUAUUCAUGGUUCCGCAACCCUCUCAAAUCCUGCAAAUACGUCGUGUGCACCAGAUGGAGAAAACAACUUUGUUGUUGCUGUUUCAUUCUACUUCUUGUACUUUUCGUAGCUUUAGCUGUAUAUGCUUUACCGGGGGCUGUAGUUAAACAAAUGUUGGCUUCAAUAUUUUAA
Ceutorhynchus assimilis (cabbage seed weevil) is the source of this 3414-nucleotide messenger RNA. NCBI's taxonomy places the organism in Eukaryota, Metazoa, Arthropoda, Insecta, Coleoptera, Curculionidae. The record is from the annotation of a GenBank genome assembly.